UUCUCUACGUCACCGGGGGUCCUUUCUGCUAUGAGAUUGUUCUCACCCCAAUCAAUCCCAAAUACCACUUGACAACUGUACGCAGAACUUGGUAGAGCAGUUAUGGCAGAAGCAGAUCCUUGUAGUUUUUCUUCUUUUCAGAAAUUUGUAACUCGUCAUGUUAGUCUUACCUGGAAUGUCGAUUUUUGUAGACGUGUUAUCACGGGAAGCGUUGCUUUGACAAUCGAGGCUCAGGAAAAACAGCAAAAUAGUCUGAUUCUUGACACAAGAGAUCUAAAGAUACAAAAUGUUCUUUUUAAUGGACAAGAAGCACAGUUUUCUUUGGGCACAAAGCAUAGCUUUAAAGGAACCCCUCUGGAGAUUUGUCUUCCUGAUGAAAUGCAAAGGGGUCAGCAGGCUAUUGUGGAGGUGUUCUAUGAAACCUCACCAGCAGCAUCUGCCCUCCAGUGGCUCACUGCAGAACAGACUUUGGGUAAACUGCACCCUUACCUCUUCAGUCAAUGCCAGGCAACACACUGCAGGUCUCUGGUGCCUUGUCAAGACACUCCUGCAAUGAAGUUCACAUACUAUGCCAGAGUGUCUGUCCCUAAGGAGAUGGUGGCCCUCAUGAGUGCCAGCCAUGAUGGAAAUGAACCUGAUCCCCUUGAUGCCAACAGGAAGAUAUUCAAUUUCAGGCAGACGGUACCUAUUCCAAGUUACCUGAUUGCCGUUGUUGUUGGGGCAUUGGAGAGCAGGAAUAUAGGUCCACGGAGUAGAGUGUGGUCUGAGAAGGAGGUUGUAGAUAAAGCAGCCUAUGAAUUUGCAGAGACUGAGACUAUGCUGAAGAUUGCGGAGGACUUGGUGGGCCCAUAUGUAUGGGGACAAUAUGACUUGCUGGUUCUUCCACCGUCCUUUCCAUAUGGAGGCAUGGAAAACCCUUGUCUUACAUAUGUCACUCCAACAUUGCUGGCGGGUGAUCGAUCAUUAUCUAGUGUUGUUGCACAUGAGAUUUCUCACAGCUGGACAGGAAACUUGGUCACUAAUAAAACAUGGGAGCACUUCUGGUUAAAUGAAGGACAUACUGUGUACUUGGAGCGUUUGAUUGCUGGUCGUAUGUUCAGCGAACAGUUCAGACAGUUCAAAGCUAUAGGUGGUUGGAAAGAAUUGCUUCAUUCAUUUAAGGUGAAAGCUGACCUAAAAAGAGACAACUUCAAUGCCUUCCUGGGAUUUCUCAAGGCAUACAUUCAGCGAUUUGCUUUUAACAGUGUUGCAACAGAUGAAUGGAAGACAUUUCUUUAUUCCUAUUUUAAGGACAAGGUUGAUAUUUUGAACGCUGUUGACUGGAAUGCUUGGAUGCACACACCUGGCAUGCCUCCAGUACAGACAAAAUAUGACACCACGCUGGCAGAUGCCUGUAUUUCUUUGUGCCAGAGAUGGAGCAAAGCCAAAACAUCUGAUUUGGAAUCCUUCAGUGCGGCAGAUAUCAAGGAUAUGUCAUCUCAUCAGCUAAUAGAGCUUCUGGCACUGCUUUUGAUAGAGGAUCCGCUGCCUUUGACACACGUACAGAGAAUGCAAGAAGUUUAUAACUUCAAUGCUGUUCAGAAUUCUGAAAUAAGAUUCAGGUGGUUACGACUCUGCAUUCGAGCUAAGUGGGAAGAAGCUGUUCCUUUAGCCUUGAAGAUGGCCACAGAACAAGGCAGAAUGAAAUUUACUCGACCACUUUUCAGUGAUGUGUACAAAUUCGAAAAAUUCCAUGAUGAAGCUGUCAGCACUUACCGGAAGCACAGGACAUUCAUGCACCCCGUUACUGCAAUGUUAGUGGGAAGAGACCUAAAGGUGGAUGCUGAACAGAGCACUGCCUCCUAGUGUAUUGUGAAUAUCGCUUCACAACAGUCACGUGCUGUUUGGCGUUCUUUGAAAAAAAUUGCUUCAGCAGUUGCCUUUUUCACAAUAGUUUACUUUGGUAAUGACAAAUUAAAUAAUUGUUUGUAAUCCAGGGGCUGUUAAUGUUGCAUUUGCACUUAACUUUGCAGUCAUGUAAACUGGUAGCAUUUGGGAGAGUGUGUGAUUUUUAUUCGAACUGUUAUUUAAAGCUGUAUAAAAUUAAUGGACUAACACAAUAAAUGCUGUUACUUGAA
This is a messenger RNA of Protopterus annectens (West African lungfish), 2117 nucleotides long. Its product is annotated as leukotriene A-4 hydrolase-like. Gene Ontology annotation, molecular function: epoxide hydrolase activity; aminopeptidase activity; metallopeptidase activity. NCBI's taxonomy places the organism in Eukaryota, Metazoa, Chordata, Ceratodontiformes, Protopteridae. Bases 103 to 1845 code for a protein of 580 amino acids. The record is from RefSeq and is a predicted model, not a curated record. Gene Ontology annotation, biological process: leukotriene biosynthetic process; peptide catabolic process; proteolysis. The transcript has 19 exons. Gene Ontology annotation, cellular component: cytosol; nucleus.